UCUCCGCAAGGCCGUCGGUCCGUCCGCCCGCCCUCCCGGCGCUCCUCCGCCCUGGCCCCGCGAGCCCGGCCGCGCACGUCGCCUCCUCGGUUCCGGCCGCCGCUAGCCCGUGCCCCGCCCCCGGGCCGGCCGCCGCCGCUACUCGAGGCCGGGGAUUGGCAGUGCGCGUAGGCCGCGCCGCCGCCGCCGGAGCCGGAAUAAAGGGGCGGCCGAGAACGCAGCCGGUCGCACUCGCCCCGCGCCUGACCCCGCGGGCGGCCUGGAGCAGGGAAUCUUCCUUGGCACGGUCAGAUUCAGAAGAUUUAGCAGUUUUGGCUGCUCUGGGAGUUAACGAGAGUGGGGAUGUUGUGCUGUGGAGACCUCCAGCCUGGAACCAAUCAUCCUGGAAGGCAGAGCCCGUCUGGCAUUGCUGGCACCUUGCCUCGGAGAGCUCUCCCAUCCUGUAGGCAGAGCCUCAUAGUCUGUGUUGGUUAAUGACUUGGGCCGUCUGAUCCGUCACUCUUCCGUGCCUUGUCUGAGGUUCUGGUCCAUACCUGAUCCUGGGCAGCUUCUCUGUGGGUUGGAUCACCUUAAGUGGGAAACUGAAGCCAUUACUCUCCAAACCCUGUUUCAUCUUCCCAAGCAUGUCCGAAAGCUGGCAGCAGCCACCACAGACACAGCCACAGCAGCCACAGCCACCACAGCCUCAGCAUCAUGCAGAGCCACCUCCGGCCCUGGCUGAGCACACACUGCCCCCAGGCUCAGCGGAGAACCCCCUGGGCUGUGCCGUCUAUGGCAUCCUCCUGCAGCCAGACCCUGGCCUACAGCCCCCUCAGCAUGCGCCCCUGCAGGUGGCAGGUGAGCCAGGCCCCAAGUGCGGUGUGUGUGGUCACGACCUGGCACACCUGUCCAGCCCACAUGAGCACCAGUGCCUGGCGGGCCACGACCGCUCAUUUCAGUGCACGCAGUGUCUCAAGAUCUUCCAUCAGGCUACUGACCUGCUGGAACACCAGUGUGUGCAGGCGGAACAGAAGCCUUUUGUCUGUGGUGUCUGCAAGAUGGGCUUCUCGCUGCUCACCUCGCUGGCGCAGCACCACAGCGCGCACAGCGGCACGAGUGGCCUUGUGAAGUGUUCCAUCUGUGAGAAGACCUACAAGCCGGCUGAGGCGGCUGAGCCAGCCGCCACUGCUGCCACCUCCCUGCCCCCGGCGCCCCCGCCGGCUGCCGUUGCUCCUGCCACUGAGCAGGCCGACAAGCCCUACAGCUGCCCCAUCUGCCAGAAGCCCUUCAAGCACCUGUCGGAGCUAUCGCGGCAUGAGCGGAUCCACACUGGGGAGAAACCAUACAAGUGCACAUUGUGCGACAAGAGCUUCAGCCAGUCGUCGCACCUGGUGCACCACAAGCGCACGCACAGCUCCGAGCGGCCCUACAAGUGUGCGGUCUGCGAGAAGACCUUCAAGCACCGCUCUCACCUGGUGCGCCACAUGUACGCACACUCGGGUGAGCACCACCUGUUCCGCUGCAAUGUGUGCGAGCUGCACUUUAAGGAGUCCUCGGAGCUGCUGCAGCACCCCUGCACGCCAAGUGGGGAGCGGCCCUUCCGCUGUGGCGAGUGCCAAAAGGCCUUCAAGCGGCCAUCGGACCUGCGGCAGCACGAGCGCACACACAGUGCCGAGCGGCCCUUCAAGUGUGACCUGUGCCCCAUGGGCUUCAAGCAGCAGUACGCGCUCAUGCGGCACCGGCGCACACACAAGACGGAGGAGCCCUUUAAGUGCGGCCUGUGUGAGAAAGGCUUCGGGCAGCCUAGCCACCUGCUCUACCACCAGCACGUGCACACCCUCGAGACGCUCUUCAAGUGCCCUGUGUGCCACAAGGGCUUCGACCAGUCGGCUGAGCUGCUUCGGCACAAGUGCCUGCCAGGCGCGGCUGAGCGGCCCUUCAAGUGCCCCGUGUGCAACAAGGCCUAUAAGCGGGCGUCGGCCCUGCAGAAGCACCAGCUGGCACACUGCUCGGCGGCCGAGAAGCCCCUGCGCUGCACCCUGUGCGAGCGCCGCUUCUUCUCGUCCUCAGAGUUCGUGCAGCACCGCUGCGACCCGGCGCGCGAGAAGCCGCUCAAGUGCCCGGACUGUGAGAAGCGCUUCAAGUAUGCGUCUGACCUGCAGCGGCACCGGCGUGUGCACACGGGCGAGAAGCCCUACAAGUGCCCCAACUGCGACAAGGCCUUCAAGCAGCGGGAGCACCUCAACAAGCAUCAGGGUGUGCACGCCCGGGAGCAGCAGUUCAAGUGCGUGUGGUGUGGCGAGCGCUUCCUGGACGUGGCCCUGCUGCAGGAGCAUAGCGCCCAGCACAGUGCGGCCGCAGCUGCUGCAGAGGGCGCCUACCAGGUGGCUGCCUGCCUGCCCUGAGGGUGGCCCUGAGUGCGCCAGCGCUAGGCUCCCCCCACCAUGGUCCCCGCUCCCGGGUCCACCCAUUGAACCCUCCCCCUUCUUCCCACCCCUGUCCUCCCCGGCUCGGUGGUCUGAGGCCCUGGGCCUGAAGACAGUGGGAGUUGGGCUGUGCAGUUGCAGGGUGUGGGUGCCUGGCAUUCCUGGUUUUGGGCGGGAGGUGGUGGUUGGGUAGCCAGAUUGCUGUGGCUGAACCUGAUCCCAAAAACCUCUUUCCCUUUAUGGGAUUCCUUUUCUUGAGAGCCAUCAGCCUCCCUCGUCUCUGGGGGCAGGAAACCAGGCUGGAAGUCAAGUGGCCUCUCUUUACCCCACGGAGGAAUGGGUGCUGGCCCAACCUUCCCAAACUCUUUAGCCUAACUAGGAACCAGAUAGGUUAGGAAAGAAGACGAUGGCCUGGGACAAGGGCUGGGUCCUAUAGGUGGGCUGGAUAUAGGGCAUCCUCCUUCAGGUUGCCAUUUGAUGAAGGCCAGCUUUGUGAUGCAGUCCUGGGGACCACGAGGGCGGACGGUGAGCUGCAGGCCUCUCUGCUCCAGCUAGGGGCAAUGUGGCCUCCCGGGUUCCCACAGUGAGACAUACAGGAGAGCUGCACAGCUGUGAGCUGGGGCUGCUUGGAGAAAAUCGGCCCAGCCAGAAGGGAGGAGGCAGAGAAAUUCUCCCAUGACACACUCAGCCAGGGACAGUGCCAUCCACAGGGAAAGGACGAAAGGCAGCUUUUGUAACAUUGCUGUUCAGAAAGCACCCCUCCUACCUUUGCAGCAUGGUUCCAAGCUCUGGGGAAUGUGUUCUCAGCCAGACAGAACCACUGUAGAAGAGAUUGUUAGAUGUUAGACUACCUUGGUGCCUGGGAGGAAGCAGGGCCAAGCCCACAAUCUUACCAGUGGAUGCACACAAGUGUCUUCCCCCUUGAAUGUGUGAACCAAAGUGUCCAGGCCUGGCUUCAAAAGCUUGCCCAGCUCUAUUUCUGGGCCAAGACCAGGCCUGGGCACCCAGGGUGGGGAGGUGAAUGAAAGGACUCUGAACCACAGUACUCUCCCUAGACCAUGGUCUGGCUGCUGGCCUGGACCCCAGGGGUCUUGCACUGCCAAGAUGCCCUGGAUGACAUCCAGUGACUUCCAAGGCUGGGGUCCUUCUGGGGUCCUUCUAGGUCUAUGCCUGCCCACUGGGACUCAUGGAAUUGAGAGUGUCUGGGGUGAUAGGGAGCAGGCCAGGGAAGAGGGCUGUGAAGGGAAUCCAUAGGUGCCUGGAGUUGAGGGAACUCAACUGGCCAGUGGGGGGGGGGGCAUCCCUUGGGAAGCCCAGAGGACCUUUAUUAUUAAAAUGAUUCUUUUGAACCCAGCUGUGGCCCUGCCCUGCUCUCUUCCAGCCCUCCUUGGGCAUGGGUCUUGAAAGAAGACUUCAAUCAGUGCUCGCACCAAGGGCCCGGAGGAGCAAUGAGGCCUGCCUUGUCUCGCUCUCGCCUUGAGAAGGCUGAACAGCCCACAUCCGCCUCCUCUAUGGGACUGGACUCCCUUCCUGUGCCUGCAGAGAGGGGCUGGGCCUUCCCCUUGGUGCUGGCUCUCAGUUCACAAUGCCUCAAAAGACACGGAACCCAGGCCGACAACAGGCCCCAACUGCUAAUUUUUCCCUUUCCUUUUGCUUUCUAAAAGCAGUUGUUAUACUGUUCAUAACAUUGUAUAGUUUAAUUUCAUGUCAUUUUGGAUCUUAUAUAAAAAUGUGAAAAUUUGGAUUUUUAAAAAGAAUGACUCCAUUUUAGAUAGCCUCUUUUGAUGUUAAUAUAUAGUGAGUCCAAUGUAUGCUUUAGAAGUAAAGACAUUGACCAUCACAG
Molecule: messenger RNA, 4248 nt
Organism: Nyctereutes procyonoides (raccoon dog)
Lineage: Eukaryota; Metazoa; Chordata; Mammalia; Carnivora; Canidae
Gene: ZNF319
Product: zinc finger protein 319
Exons: 3
Coding region: 624-2384 (586 amino acids)
Biological process (GO): regulation of DNA-templated transcription
Molecular function (GO): DNA-binding transcription factor activity, RNA polymerase II-specific; RNA polymerase II cis-regulatory region sequence-specific DNA binding
Source: RefSeq, a predicted model, not a curated record